CCCUCGCUUCGCGAAUUUGUUUUCUUUUUUUUUUUGUUAAUCAUUAAAAACGAGUUCGAUUCGCAUAUAUUUUUUUUGUGAUGCGCUGCUGAAUCCAUCUUUAAUUUGUAUAAAAAUCCAAAAAAAAAAAAAAGAAGAGUGAACAAAAGAAAAAAAGUGCAGUUAAAAUAGAAGAAGAAAUAUAAAUAUAGAAAAAAAAAAGUGGUAGAAAAAUUAGAAAAGAAAUUUCAAAAGAAAAAAUGCCCUGUGAUAUUGGGAAAUCAUCGGAUAUUGAAAAUGUGGACUGGAGUACCGGCACCGGAUCGGGUCCCCAUUACACGAAUGUUGUCAGAUUCGGUUCGAGCAGCAGUCAAGCUUCACAAAGCAGUGGUGAUAUAUGUCGAAUAUGCCAUUGCGAAAGCGACCCACAAAAUCCACUUCUAACGCCAUGCUACUGUUCAGGUAGCCUUAAAUACGUCCAUCAAACCUGCCUUCAGCAAUGGCUGACCGCUUCCGAAACAAACUCCUGCGAAUUAUGCAAAUUCCCGUUCAUAAUGCACACAAAAAUAAAGCCCUUCAAUGAAUGGCGAAGCUUGGACAUUUCUGGUGUUGAACGAAGAAGACUCUGUUGUUCGGUGCUGUUUCAUUGUGCUGCAGCAUUGUGUGUGAUUUGGUCACUUUGUGUGCUUAUUGAGAGAGCUGCUGAAGAUGUCAAACGAGGAAUUAUCGAUUGGCCAUUCUGGACGAAGUUGGCGGUAGUGACCGUUGGUCUUACUGGUGGAGUUGUAUUCAUGUACAUUCAGUGCAAAGCAUAUUUACAUCUAUGCCACAGAUGGAGAGCUAGAAAUCGCAUUCUUCUAAUACAAAAUGCUCCCGAGAAAGUACAUCCGCUUUCGCCGCCAUCACCAGUAUUGCAUAGCCGCAGCAUUCCCCACAAUAGUAAUGCGUUAGUUUCGCAUGCGAAUACAACGAACAACUACAACUACAAUUCCUUCAAUUAUCCAUCAGCUUCUGCUGCGGCAGCUGCCGCUGCAACAGGUGGUGCUCGAGGAAUAGAAGAUCAACAAGACGUUGUCGACAUUCAACCAACAUCGGUUAGCAAUCUAGCUCACCAGUCGGUGUCCAACGGUACCGGCCAGUAUCCACACACAGGUCAGCAUGGUCAAAUUGUUGCCAACAUAGAGAGCAAUUCACAUAAUUACGAUCGUGACUGGACAUUAGACGAUGUCAGUCAAAUAUCAUCAUUUCGUCCGUGCCCACAGGGUUCGGGCAGCAUGACACCCUUCCAUGACUCCAUCCACAAUGUGCUUGAGCACUCCCAUAGUGGCAGUAAUUCUGUGAAUGGAUCACGUCAAGAUCUCAGCCCGUCAAUGGCAUCUGGAGCGGGUGCUGUGGCACAUCCAUUACAACCGCACAACACUGCCAGCGUCAGUAGCAACAGUGAGACAACAAGUCGAACCACCAAUUCAUAUGUCUUCAAGCCGACCGCCACCACUUCGUCCGGUUCGAUCUUCACACCAACUAAUCCGCACUAUCAUCACCAUCAUCGGUAUUCUAAUUCCUCGGUGUUCCUUGAGAAUCGUGAUAUUCUCAAUGACUCUGGCUUCCCAAAGAUUAACUAUAGGCAUUCGAGUGUACUUACAUCGCCCGACAUCAGCGAUAAUUUAGAUAAAUUCCUCGGCAAAGAUCUGCGCCGUUAUUCGGAUACAAAGCUUUUAGCUAGCGACACCAAUAUUGUGAAUUCCAAAUUUGAACACACUCCAGCUGCUAAUAGUGAUGGAACUAACAAACCAGCUCCAAUUGCUGUUGGUUUACCACUACAAUCCCCUGACAUCUUCGAAAGUGCCAUCCAAAGGGAACAACGACGUGCUUUGUUCCGCCCUGGUGGUGAUGCUACAAAUCCCCGAAGUAAACUGCGACUCUCUUUAGACACCAUCGAAGAUGGUUGUGGUCCGAUAAGUUUUAGCACGACAACAACAACGACGGCUGGAGGUGGUGGUGGUACAACCAGCGCAAGUGAUUGUGCCAAGAGUGAAGAGCAAUUAAUCGAUAGAAAUCGUUUGUUCUUCAAGUCAUUGCCAAAUUUGAGCAGCAGUUGUGAAAGCCUUAUUAAGAAGUAAAAUUAGUUAUUUUUAGAAGUAAAGUAUACAAAAAAAAAAAAAUGCUGUCAUGUCCAUUUAGUUUGCGUGAAAAUUAUAUGAAUUAUUAUAUCCUGAUCUGU
This is a messenger RNA of Episyrphus balteatus (marmalade hoverfly), 2200 nucleotides long. RefSeq lists its product as uncharacterized. Gene Ontology annotation, cellular component: early endosome membrane; lysosome; late endosome membrane. The record is from RefSeq and is a predicted model, not a curated record. Gene Ontology annotation, biological process: protein polyubiquitination; antigen processing and presentation of peptide antigen via MHC class II; immune response. The coding region runs from base 240 to 2099 and encodes 619 amino acids. Gene Ontology annotation, molecular function: ubiquitin protein ligase activity; MHC protein binding; zinc ion binding. The transcript has 5 exons. NCBI's taxonomy places the organism in Eukaryota, Metazoa, Arthropoda, Insecta, Diptera, Syrphidae.